AUGGCUGCUCUGACGCCAGCCUAUCUGGCACAGAACGACUCAGGGGGUACCUUCCCUGCGGUGAUCAUAAUGACCGUGCUCGCCUUCGUCGUCGUGCUUUUGCGCGUCGCAUCAAGGGUCUACGCCAAGGUUAAUUUCUGGUGGGAUGACUGGACUAUUUUUGCAGCCAUGGUCUGCGAGCUUUCACUCAGCAUCGGCAUCCUCUACGCAGACAAAUACCUGGAUGCGGGCCACCAUAUCCAAGCCCUUACUCCGUGGCAGCGCACCGAAACUGCCAAGAACCUCAUUGCCUUCCAACAAGUCUACUUUCUUACACAGACGGUCACGAAAGUCUCAGUACUACUCCUAUACUACCGUGUGUUUAGCGUCCAUCCCCGGUUCCGCAUUGCCGCAUAUAUUGCUGGCGGUAUCGUGAUUGCCUGGUGGAUAUCAUGCUUCUUUGCGACUAUGUUCACCUGCAUUCCGCUUAAGGCACUCUGGGACACGUCGAUAAAGAACAAGACUUGCAUCGACAUGCGCAAAUUCGGAAUUGCAAAUGGUAGCUUCAACAUGAUAACGGAUAUCAUGGUUGUUGCGCUCAGCGUGCCGAUGGUCUGGUCAUUACAACUCUCGCGGAGAAAAAAGAUUCUGAUCUCGGGUGCCUUCGGCAUGGGUACUUUUGUUUGUGUCAUCUCUGUUGUCCGCCUCAGCUGCUUCCCCGGAUUUGACAUGUCGGAUCCCAGUUAUGGCGUCGCUCGCGUCUCCCUAUGGACCAGCGUCGAGUCCUGUUGUUCUAUUAUCGCUGCCUGCCUUCCGACCCUGGGACCACUCAUAAUUUCGGUCUUCCGCUUGCAAAAUUCGCAAUACAACAAGGAAUCAACAUCCUCAGGCAGUCAACCGAACAGAAAACGCAGAGACAUUCCCAUACCUGAUCUAGACGGCCCGACUACGCACUUUAGAGGGACUGGUUCAUUGAACCUAGCUGGUCGGCCACGGAUCCGUGACUCCCUAAGUCCAGAAGGAAAAUUCUAUCGUUUGGAUAAUGAGAAUGAUGACUCUGUUGCAUUACGGGAUUUGUCUCCGGAAGGAUCAAGAGCAUGA
Molecule: messenger RNA, 1080 nt
Organism: Penicillium lagena
Lineage: Eukaryota; Fungi; Ascomycota; Eurotiomycetes; Eurotiales; Aspergillaceae
Exons: 4
Coding region: 1-1080 (359 amino acids)
Source: RefSeq, a predicted model, not a curated record